Ogataea philodendri is the source of this 1815-nucleotide messenger RNA. RefSeq lists its product as uncharacterized. Gene Ontology annotation, molecular function: phosphoenolpyruvate transmembrane transporter activity; antiporter activity. NCBI's taxonomy places the organism in Eukaryota, Fungi, Ascomycota, Pichiomycetes, Pichiales, Pichiaceae. Gene Ontology annotation, biological process: phosphoenolpyruvate transmembrane import into Golgi lumen. The record is from RefSeq and is a predicted model, not a curated record. Bases 1 to 1815 code for a protein of 604 amino acids. Gene Ontology annotation, cellular component: Golgi apparatus; endoplasmic reticulum. The transcript has 2 exons.
AUGCCAUAUAUCUCAGCAUCGAUGAGUAAGUUUGCUAUGAAGGUGGUACGUGCAGACAAGAUGGAUUCUUUGGGCACCUUGAGCAAUACAGUGCCCUUUUCUAUCGACCGUUUAGAGACCACACCUGCACCAUUUUGGGUGGAGACCACAUCCAGAGCCCCAUUCCAGAAACAAUUAUUUUGCGGCUCGUGCAACCAAAAAAUCGCUUGCUCAGGAUCAGAGGUUGAUGUCAUGGUGAAAGAGGAAAUUUGUGAAAAAUUAUUACGUACAAUCCAGACGUUUUGGGAGGAAAAACCAAUUUUUGCCCACGAUGCGGUGCCUCCGAUGAUGUGCAGCGCGUACGUGAUUAGUUUUAAAAACACGCCCGAUGAUCUUCAUCAGACUAAAACGUGUAGGCAUGCUGCCCGAUUUGAACCACAAUUCGAAAACUGCACAUUGUUAGGGUGCUUUACAGGGGUUAGCCCUGUUCUGUUUCAUUCGCUUUACAACAUGCUCUUCAUAUUUGGUCAGCCCAGUAUCCAGAACGUGCGCAGUUCAGUCAAAGAGCUAGCCUCGAAAGUGGCUCCGUUGUUCCCUCUUAUUGACUGGAAGCUAUGUUUACUCUGUGCCAUUUGGUACACCGUUAGUGUUGUUUCCUCAAACAGCACCAAGUCCAUUCUUCGCAACUUUGAUUACCCAGUUACACUCACAGAAUUCCAGUUCAUGAUAAACGCUUUGUGUUGUCUGCUCACCGUUGCUUUCGUGAAGAAGUACGAUGCUAUUUUUGCUUCUCAUCGCCACCACCUCAACCCAAACUCCCUUUAUGCUGACAAGUCCUCGGACUGUUUGCUGGAGAAGUUCCCAAAGGGCACCUUCCCAACGGAUUUGAACCACUACAACUACAGACUGACGGAUUUCCUCAAGCCAACACUGUUUGUUUUGAAGACCACGCUUCCAAUGGGAAUGUUCCAGUUUGUUGGACACAUCGCAUCCCACAAGGCUACUUCGGUGAUCCCAGUGUCUCUAGUCCACACAAUCAAGGCUUUGUCUCCUCUAACCACCGUGUUAAUCUACCGGUUCAUGUUCAACCAACAGUUUGGAAAGAAAACUUAUUUCACUUUGUUACCUCUGAUGGUUGGUGUGAUGCUUUCUUGCGUGAAAAAUAACAAAAUCACUGCAGACUCUGAGUUCUUCUACACGGGAUGUGUGUUUGCGUUCAUCUCCAUGCUGAUUUUCGUGUCUCAAAACAUCUUUGCUAAAAAGAUUCUCACUUUCGAGGCAAAAGAAGCAAAGAACGAUUACUUUACCAAUACCCUCAAUUACAAGGUCGUCAAGAGCGAGUCGGCCACCUCAACCCCAAUGUUACCUAUUGCAAUGACUCCUAAGCAUGCGAGCCCGCCUGUGACGCCUCUGUUGGGCAACUCGUCCCAGUCUCUCAACAAGCUGGUCAUCAACUCCGAGAAAAAACUCGACAAGAUGUCCGUUCUGUUCCAUUGCUCUGUUGUUGGAUUCCUUUUGACCCUGCCCCCAUAUAUUCUCACCGAGAUCUCCUCCGUUACUGGAUUUUCGCUGUUCGAGAUCGAUCAAUACGUGGCUGGUCUUAUCUUUGUGAACGGAAUGACACAUUUCGUGCAGAGCGUGGUAGCCUUCCAAAUUCUGGGAAUGGUGAGUCCAAUCAACUACAGUAUCGCCAACAUUCUCAAGCGGAUCAUUAUCAUCAGUUGCUCGAUCUUAGUUGAAGGAACUCACCUCAGUGCUGUUCAAUGGACAGGACUUGCAUUGACAUUUAUUGGGCUCUACUGCUACGACAAGUGGGGUGUCCAGCGCAAAAAUUAA